AUGUCGUAUACGGCUGACCAGACAGGAGAGACGGCGGUAGAGAAGUUUGGAGAACGGGUUGUGGAGCAGACCUUCAAGGUGACCCGCACGACUGGACGGGAGACACGGCGCGUCACGACAUACGCUAGUCACCCUGAGGCCAGCACAUGGAGCUGCGGGUAUCCAAGGUCCACACCGGAGAAGGCUCAUCAAGUAGUGGACCGCUACUACAAAGUGGAGGCUCUUAAAAAUGUAUACAGUACCCCUGUUGUCCCGCUCGACCCUACCGAGGCGUUUCGAGACAACACCACCAAGCCACCUUCGUACCCAAAGAGGCCAGGGCGUCCACGUGAGACACGUAUCAGAAGUUCUGGUGAGGUGGAUGGUGAUAAGAUGCGCAAGUGUGGGAAGUGUGGGGCAGCAGCAGCAGGAGGAGGAAGAGCAGCAGCAACAGCAGCAGCAGCAGCAGCAGCAGCAGCAGCAGCAGCAGCAGCAGGAGGAGCAGCAGCAACAGCAGCAGCAGCAGCAGCAGCAUCAGCAGCAGCAGCAGCAGGAGGGGGAGGAGCAGCAGCAGCAGCAGCAGCAGCAGGGGGAGCAGCAGCAGCAGCAGCAGGGGGGACAACAGCAGCAGCAGCAGCAGCAGCAGCAGCAGGGGCAGCAGCAGCAGCAGCAACAGCAGGGGCAGCAGCAGCAGCAGGGGCAGCACCAGCAGCAGCAGCAGCAGCAGGGGCAGCAGCAGCAGCAGCAGCACAGGGAGGAGGCAGCUGCAUCAGAGGGCCUAGCGUCGACAUCAGCUUCACAAGGAGCAGGGGUGCCAUCGGCUGUAUCUAG
Molecule: messenger RNA, 810 nt
Organism: Closterium sp. NIES-65
Lineage: Eukaryota; Viridiplantae; Streptophyta; Zygnematophyceae; Desmidiales; Closteriaceae
Source: the annotation of a GenBank genome assembly